AUGAAGUCUCUCGUGGGGAGCCCCGGUACCGUCAGCGGGCUGCUGCUGAGGUUAGGGCAGUGUCUGUUCGCGGCGGCUUCCAUCGGGGUGAUGGUUUCUUCCUCCGGAUUCUCCAACUAUACGGCCUUCUGGUACGGUCGUUCCUCAUUUUCUUCAUUUACCAUAUAUAUUCCGAUCUGGUGAUAUCUGGAUGGUCUUUUAUCGUCACAUCGUUGUCUCCUCUCCUGGUUUUCUUGCCCAAGCGGGUAAUUCGCCCAAAAUAGCCCGCUCUUGACUUCUGUUUCCAAUCUUGAUACCCAGCCAAAAAAUAUAAAUGUGGUUCUCCCCUUCAACUCUUCGAGUUGACUAAUCAUCCUGAGAUCUCUCCCCUCUCUCCCCCCCCCCCCCCCCUCCCCUCAGUCCGGAGAUGUUGGAGGCCAGCUGCUGCGACCGAGAUCUGUGAAUAUGGUGGCCUCGAAUGAGGAUUUCAUAUCUAUAUAUAUAUAGCCUUAUUGAUGAUGAUCAGCGCACAGGAAUGUCAGCUAAUCGGGGGGUCGUCACUUCCUCAUCCAGAAGCACCCCCUCAAUGAAACAUAGAGCAUUAAACCCUAGUCCGGUGGCAGGGCAUCCAACGAGCCUAUGCCUCCCGAAGAGCGGAGCGAGAUGGCACUGUGCAUGGGGGAAGGACCCGGAUUGUGGAGAGAUCGGUAGCUCCCAUUCGGUGGGAGGAUCAUCUGAACCUGUCAAUUGUGAAACACCAUGAAAUGAGUCGUCUUUUUUUCUGGGCGCGCCUCGUCUGCAACAUAUCCGCUGCUUGAUUUGAGAAUUCCCGCGCCUCCAUGGUUUUCUUCGCUUCAUGCUCUGCGGUUCUUGUUCGUCGACUGCAUGCCGAUAUUAUCUUCUGAAAGAUUUUUGUCAAGUGUGACGACCGACGUUCCUCUUGGUCAGCUACCUGAUCGCGUCGAUGGGGCUGCAAGUGCUGUGGAGCAUGGGGCUCGCGUGCCUGGACGUCUACGCUUUGAGGAUCAAGAGGGAUCUCCACAACCCGGUGCUAGUGAGCCUGUUUGUGGUCGGCGAUUGGGUAAUCCCUCUCCUCUCCUCUCCUCUCCUCUCCUCUCCCCAUUCCCAUCCUUCCAUUAAAGACUCUGCUUUUAUGCUCCCUCUCCCCGGCUGUGCCGGCUGUGUCGCCAUGGAGGCCUCUCGGGGGACCGUCUGUCCCACUAUCUGAUCCGAUCUGUGAGCUGAUUGGUUGCUCGAUCUUAUGCAUCACCGUCUCUAGGGGGAAAACCCAGCUCAGCUUUUCCAGAAACGGCCACGAACUUUUGUAGAGACUGAUUACCCGAUCUGGAUCAUCUCAGACGAGGCAACCCAGUCGGGUUUUUUUUUCGAAUCUCUAAUCCGGAAGUUGGGGGAAUACCCAUUUUCGGUGCUUUUCAUGAUUCUGCUCGCGAUUCUCCGUUUGACUCCCAGGUGACGGCGACCCUGUCGCUGGCGGCGGCGUGUUCUUCGGCGGGCGUGACGAUCCUGUUCGCGAGGGACGUCCGCUUCUGCUCCCGGGGGUUGGAUCUCUCCUGCAGCAGGUACCAGAUAUCCAUCUCCUGCGCGUUCGUGACAUGGGCUCUCAUCGCCAAGUCCUCCCUCGUCAUGUUCUGGCUCCUCGCCUCCGUUUGA
Molecule: messenger RNA, 1650 nt
Organism: Spirodela intermedia
Lineage: Eukaryota; Viridiplantae; Streptophyta; Magnoliopsida; Alismatales; Araceae
Source: the annotation of a GenBank genome assembly